This is a messenger RNA of Trichoderma atroviride IMI 206040, 761 nucleotides long. Lineage: Eukaryota; Fungi; Ascomycota; Sordariomycetes; Hypocreales; Hypocreaceae. The record is from RefSeq and is a predicted model, not a curated record.
CGAGACGUGCUUAGGAAAUGGGUAUCGCCCUUCAUUCGAAAUAACAAGACGAGACGAGACACUUUGCGAAAUUUACAUGAUGGACUUCCAUGAGCGAGGGUUUCCUCUCACGAAACAGGCGGCCUCUAAACGCUGCCGCGGAGAUGAUGCAAUAGAAGACGGAAGGAUGAGAUGGGGAUCGCCGGAAGCAAGCCAAAAUCCUCGUGCCUUGCGUGCUCUAGUGAAUUGAUAGCGUGUCUAUCUGGUUGAUCCGUGUGACCAUCAUGGUGACGGCUCAGGCAACAAGGCUCGAGGAUGAGCAUUCAAAGUGGCACGAAGAACAAAGUAUCUGCAGCACACUUCUACGGCUGGACCCUACAUCCGGCUGCUGUCAAGCAAGCUGCCGCAAGAGCCAGCCAAGCGCGCCAGGCUGUGCUUUCAACGCGGGUAGCGGCUGGGGGGGUGUCUUCGGCGCCGGCAGGGAUUUCAUCUGGCGGGAUCGAGCGCGUGAGAUUUUGACAUGAUGGAUGGACAAGACAGCGAGCAAAAUGCACAGCGGCAGUGGCAAGACGGUUGGUGUAAUGGUGGUGGUCUGUUCGCCCCCUUGACAGGAGGAAGCCGAAACACAUGGAAGUGCUGCCCGACUUACACCGCGUGGUGGCGAAGCUCAAGAGCGGUGGCAGAGCGGGAUGGCAAACGGGAUGGCAUGGCAAGGACAGAGUGCAGCGUGGCAUAGCCCUGAUGCUCUCGCCAACGCACCGGCAAGGCACCAUGCCUGAGCC